UAUAGUAAGAAACUUUGAAGAAGAAUCUUUUAAUAUGGAGUGUGUUAGAAAUGAGGUAAAUGCAUUAUACCAUGAAAUGGUAGUUGAUGCAAUGGGUGCACAGUCUGAAUACAAUGAGGGGCCAAUGGCUGAGGAGCCAAAUAGUAAGGCAAGAGAAUUUUAUGAUCUCUUGCAUGCUGCAAAAGUUCAUAUAGGUGUUGAGGGACAGGAUGUUACAGUAUUUUCAUGGAUGACAGAAAUGCUAAACAUGAAAACUCUUUAUAAUAUGAGUGCUGCUAAUUGGGAUAUGGCAUUUUCAUUGAGUCGAAAGUUGUUGAGUCCAGAGGACCAAGAAAAGGAUAACACCAAUGCUAUAUUGGAUUUACAACUGUAUUGCAAUAGAUUUGAAUUAGAAUUGAUACCUCAAGAUGAUGGAACAGCUAUAAAACCCAAUGCUACAUAUGUUCUUACUCGAGAGCAACGAGCUCUUAUCUAUCAGUGGUUGAAGGAAUUGAGAUUCUCAGAUGGGUAUGCAUCCAACAUAGCACGAUGUGUUAACAUACAGGAACUUCAAUUGUUUGGGAUGAAAAGCCAUGAUUGUCAUGUAUUCAUGCAGCGUCUCUUGCCAAUUGCUUUCCGUGAUUUCCUCAUAGAUGAAGUUUGGGGUCCCUUAACUGAGAUUAGUAACUUUUUUAGAGCUUUAACUGCUCCAAUUAUUCAAGUUAGUAACAUGAAGAUGUGGGAGGAAAAAAUUGUUGAGACCAUUUGCAAGCUAGAGAAAGUAUUCCUGCUAGCAUUCUUUGACUCGAUUGAGCAUUUGGCUAUCCAUCUACCAUAUGAGGCAAAAGUUGGAGGACCUAUCCAAUUUCGUUGGAUCAAUUCUUUUGAAAGAAAAGGGUGGUUUACUGCAUGUAAGAUUAGAGCAAGAGCAAUAAUUGACACUUCAUCAUUGAGUAAUGGUGGAAAUGUUUAUUAUCAAGAUGAUGAUCCUCCUAUGCCACAAUUGCAAGAGCAACCCACUAUUACUCAGUCACCAUUGGACGAUGACCAGUACACUGAUGAUGACGCAACAAUGGAGGAGGACACUGAAGAGCAUGGUUGUCAAAAUCGAGUUUUAAAUCGUCAGAUCGUAAGAUUUUACAAUUUUAGGUAUGGAUUUCGAGUAAAAUCUAUGUUAAAAUCGGAAUCUCAUGAAAUCAGAAGGAGAAAUCAGUGUAAUUUGGAGGCUGAGUUGGAUGCUGAGUUUGCUAUGCUUGAUGCUGAGUUUGCUAUGCUUGAUCCUGAGUUAGAUGCUCAGUUGGAAGAGGAGCUAUCACGUGCUGUCCUGAAGAUAGGACGUGGCAUGGAUAAAGGAGAUGACGCUUCUGCAAACCCGAGUCAAAGGAAGGUGCUUAGCCUUAAUUGCCGAGGCACAUUCAACCACGAGAGGUUUGGGAGGAUUGCCACAGUAAUUUGGAAGUACUUGUAUGAUGAGCCAGUGCCUUUUUGGUCUAGCUGGCCUGAGGAAAAGAAGAGGGUUGCUUGGGAGAAUUUCCAGAACGAUGCUCACCAAAAAUAUGUGGAGAAGCAUGGGACAAACAAGGAUUCGUGGCCAGAAUGGGAUCCACUUAUUUGGAAGGAGGUGGUUAGACCUCCUAAAAAGGGUCAGAUGAGAGGGAUGUCUACAUUACAAGAUCCAGCAGAGCAUGGCAUACCUUGGCGACGGUAUGACAUGAGUGAGGCCUCCUCUUCUACCACUAGGAUUCUUACGACACAGAGAGUAACAGAGAUGGAGGCCAGCUUUGAGAGGAGAUUCCAAGAGCACAUGUGCUUACUUAGCCAACAAUAUUCUAUGAAUGCUACACAACCCCAGACUGGUUAUCCUUCUUCUACACCACCCCAGACUGCUGAUCCUUCUUUUGGAGGAUUUAGACUUGAUCACUUACCACCUCCUACUUAGAGACAUUGAUAUUUAAAACUUAUAUUAUAUAUGUUUAUAUAUAUGUACUGCAUAUGUAUAUAUAUGGUGUGUAAGAUGAGAAGUUAGUAUAUAUUUAUUAACUUAAACUAGUUUUUAGUUAUGUAGUAUUUGAUUUUAAAUAAGUAAAAUAUAUAAUAUUAA
Messenger RNA from Rubroshorea leprosula, 2080 nucleotides. The record is from the annotation of a GenBank genome assembly. NCBI's taxonomy places the organism in Eukaryota, Viridiplantae, Streptophyta, Magnoliopsida, Malvales, Dipterocarpaceae.